Molecule: messenger RNA, 1590 nt
Organism: Oncorhynchus gorbuscha (pink salmon)
Lineage: Eukaryota; Metazoa; Chordata; Actinopteri; Salmoniformes; Salmonidae
Product: proteasome adapter and scaffold protein ECM29-like
Exons: 12
Cellular component (GO): nucleus; cytoplasm
Molecular function (GO): molecular adaptor activity
Source: RefSeq, a predicted model, not a curated record
CAGUUAAGCAGCCCUCCUCCCUCCAGUAUCCAGACCCUGGUGAAGGUGUCUAAGACAGCUGGCAAUAGGUUGAAGCCCCACGCCCCUCGUCUGAUCCCAGCACUCCUGGAGGCUCUCAGUGUCCUGGAGCCACAGGUCCUCAACUACCUCAGCCUCCGAGCCACGGAGCAGGAGAAGAGUGCCAUGGAUGCUGCUAGACUCAGUGCUGCCAAGUCCUCCCCCAUGAUGGAGACCAUCAACAUGUGUCUGCAGCACCUGGAUGUGUCUGUUCUGGGGGAGCUGGUCCCCAGACUCUGUGACCUACUGAAGAGUGGAGUGGGUCUGGGCACCAAGGGUGGUUGUGCCAGUGUGAUCGUGUCCCUCACCGUCCAGUGUCCCCAGGACCUCACCCCCUACUCAGGUAAACUGAUGAGUGCCCUACUGAAUGGGAUUCAUGACCGUAGCAGUGUGGUCCAGAAAGCCUUCUCCUUCGCUCUGGGACAUCUAGUCAGGACAGCGAAGGACAGCAGUGUAGAGAAACUCCUGCUGAAACUCAACACCUGGUACCUGGAGAAAGAAGAGCCGGUGUACAGGUCGUCGUGCGCCCUGACGGUCCACGCUAUCAGCCACUACAGCCCUGAUGUCCUGAAGGGGCAUGCAGUGGGAGCGUUGCCGCUGGCCUUCUUGGGGAUGCACCAGGCGCCGGGACCGGACGAGGAGAAGGGAGAAAGCCACGACGCCACGCUGUGGAGCGAAGUCUGGCAGGAACACGUACCAGGAAGCUUUGGGGGCAUCCGCCUCUACAUGACGGAGCUGAUCGACAUUACCCAGAAGGCCUUGCAGUCCCAGUCGUGGAAGAUGAAGGCCCAGGGCGCGGCUGCCAUGGCGUCCAUCGCUAAGCAACAGACGGGUUCUCUGGUCGCCCCUCACCUGGGUAUGGUGUUGUCCGCUCUACUGCAGGGACUGGUUGGACGCACCUGGACUGGAAAGGAGGAGCUGUUGAACGCCAUCGGCUCUGUGGUGUCUAAGUGCAGUGGUGAACUCCAGAAGUCCUCCCCGGGCCAGCCCAGUGUUCCAGAGGUGAUAGAUCUGGUGUUGAAGGAGUGUCGUAAAGACAACCUGGUCUACAAGAUGGCUGCCCUGGGCUGUGCUGCUGAUGUCCUGCAGGCCACACAGGAAGACCGCUUCAGUGACAUGGCAGACAUACUCAUACCACUCAUUAAGAAGAACUCUGCAGCAACUUCGAGGUUGAGACAUGAUAGCGAUGACGAUCGGGAUGAGAAGGAGAAGGAGCUGCAGACUGAAGCUCUACUCUGUGCCUUCCAGACGCUGGGCAAGACCUGGCCCAACAACGCACAAACCCAGGAGCGUUUCCAGUUGGACCUGUGCUGUCUGAUGUGUGAGAGGUUGAAACUCAGUACCUGGAGGGUCCAGGUGGGGGUGCUACAGUCUAUGAAGACAUACUUCCAGAGGUUGCUACUGUUGGAGAAAGACAACCAGAACUUCACAGCCUUGUCCCUUAUUCUCACUGAGACAUGCAGCGCUCUCACACACCCACUAGGUAAGACCUGUACACUGCUCUCACACACCCACUAGGUAAGACCUGUACAC